UGGGGCUUUUCUUGCUUAAGUUUGUUAGAUUUAAUGGCAGAGAGCAAAAAGACAAAGAUCAGCUCGAGCAAGCUCUCAUUUGCUGGGAACCAGAGCAAGAAGGAAAAUGUCCCUUGGGUUACUGUAUUGCCUAAACCCUGGGCUUCUGCUGGUGCAUUCAUUAUGGUGAGAGGUGCCUGUAUGAAUACUGAUAGUCUGUGCGUGUCUGCUGGUGUUAGAUAGGACCCCGAACAAACCCGUGGGGGCUCCCACCUCCCGUGUUUGCAUUCUGUCUGAUUAACUUCUGCAGGGUGUGGGAUGGGGGAUCCUGGAGCCAACCGACUUGCAGACCUUUUCUGCUAUUUCCUCCUGCAGCUUUACAGACAACUACAAGAAAAGCAUUCUGAGGGCACUUGGGAUCUGAAUGCUCAACUGUGGAUCCCUUAAGUCAGGUGGAUUUAGGCAGACCCCAGGAAUCGGGUAAUCUCGGCCAGGACUCGGAAGCAAUGUCGCAACAACUCCUCUACCGUGCUCUGGUGUCUGCAAAAUGGCUUUCAGAAGCCAUCAAGUCCCAGCAAGCUGGUCUGGCCUUGAGGAUUGUGGAUGCAUCCUGGUAUUUGCCAAAGAUGAAGCGUGACCCGAAGCGGGAAUUUGAGGAGCGCCAUAUCCCUGGUGCAGUUUUCUUUGACAUUGACCAGUGCAGCGACCGUACUUCACCUUACGAUCACAUGCUGCCCAAGGCUGACGACUUUGCUGAGUAUGUGGGGAAGCUGGGUGUGGGGAAUGAUUCCCAUGUUGUGGUGUAUGAUGGCAGCGACCAAGGCCUCUUCUCAGCACCUCGGGUGUGGUGGAUGUUCCGGGCCUUCGGACAUGAAGCUGUCUCCCUUCUGGAUGGCGGCCUGAAGAAUUGGCAGCGAGAGGGGAAUGCGCUGAGCUCUGGCAAAAGCCAGGUAGCUCCCUCUGAGUUCCAUGCCUCCUUGGACAAGUCCCUGGUGAAAACCUACGAGGAUGUCUUGGAUAACUUGGAUUCCCACCGCUUCCAGCUAGUGGACGCGCGCGCUGCAGGACGCUUCCAGGGGGUAGAGCCAGAGCCCCGAGAUGGAAUUGAGCCUGGUCAUGUCCCUGGGUCGAUGAACAUCCCUUUCACCGAUUUCCUCACAGAGUCUGGCUUAGAGAAGACCCCUGAGCAGAUCCGCAGUCUGUUCCAGGAGAAGAAGGUGGACCUCUUAAAGCCAGUGGUAGCCACAUGUGGCUCUGGGGUCACUGCCUGCCACGUGGCUCUUGGGGCAUACCUCUGUGGCAAACCAGAUGUUGCUGUGUACGAUGGGGCCUGGGUGGAAUGGUACAUGCGGGCACAGCCUGAAAAUAUUGUUUCUGAGGGAAAGGGGAAGACGGUGUAAUAAGCAGCUUCAUCUCCCAGCUGUGCAGAUAAUUUGCCUUGAAACAGGAUUUGGAAAAGAUGGGUUUAGCAUUCCUGGUUAAGUGUCUUGAGGUUAAGGUGUUGGGUAACAAGUAUGGGCACAUGGGCACUUUCUCCUUAACCUACUGCUACUGCUUAGGACCAUAAAGAUGACCUGGGCAGCCAGUUCUAGGUGACCCUGCUUGAGCAGGUGGGGUGAACCAGAUGUUCUCCCAAAGUCACUUCCAACCUCAGCUGUUCUAUGAUUCUGUGACCUCUUUACUGUAUCAGAUGGAAGGGAGGAGAGUGCUAGUGGCAGCAUGGGGAAGUAAUUGAGUCAAGCUAAGCUCAUGAUUCAGGAUGUUCCAGCACGUUCACUUACAGGAUGGUCAUACUUGUAUAACUGUGCCUCAUGAUCCUGCUAGCUGCCUCUGUCCUAGAAGCCUUACAAGCACUUUAUGGCUGUUUUGAGUGCAAAACUUUGGGGAAAGACACAGCUGUUAAAGGAGCAAAUAUGGCUCCCAGGUUGCCUCUUAGGUUAGAGACUCAGUUUGGAUUUCUUCUUGCAUUUGGACUCUAACUGCAAUGCAUACUUAGCCAGUUUUGUACACCAUAAUCCAAAAUGCCCCUUGGGGAAAAAAAAAAAGAUUCUGGGAUUAAAAAAGGGUAAAUAAACAUGUGUUUCAAGGUCUGUCUGCUGAAUGGAACUUAUGUGAGUGUUGCUUGGGUGAUUCCUUUUCAGGAACUCUCUUCCUAUGGGAUCACUUUGUCUUGAUGAUUUGAAUGAGAUGUUUUCUUCUCUCCAUGAGUAGAACUACGUCUCUUACCCUCAAAAGCUCUUUGGCCCAGGAAAGACUGGAAUGCUUCUCUCUUGGGACUUUUCACCAUCUUCCUCCUUUCAGUCCUUGUCCAUUUGCUUUUUGGCCUAAAACUCCAUGUUAGUCAGUCACAGCUCUGUUCUUCAAAGACUGGAUGUCAGCUCACAUGGUGAAAAUUGGACUGCAUGGGUUUUUCUGCUCUUUCCAUGAGAGUUACCAUGUAACCUUAAAAAACUUAGGGGAACUCAGAUCUACAGAGGAAUAGCCCACAAUGGCACAUAUUUUUCCCCAAGACCAUUGUCUUGUAUCUGAGAGUUGAAAUCCCCCUGGGUAUCCUUCACAAUGUUCAAGAAUUUGUUCUUUCUAGGAUUUUUUUCCUAUUAACAGAA
This is a messenger RNA of Haliaeetus leucocephalus (bald eagle), 2585 nucleotides long. RefSeq names its product mercaptopyruvate sulfurtransferase (gene MPST). Gene Ontology annotation, cellular component: mitochondrion. The transcript has 3 exons. The record is from RefSeq and is a predicted model, not a curated record. Gene Ontology annotation, biological process: transsulfuration. Bases 486 to 1379 code for a protein of 297 amino acids. Lineage: Eukaryota; Metazoa; Chordata; Aves; Accipitriformes; Accipitridae. Gene Ontology annotation, molecular function: thiosulfate-cyanide sulfurtransferase activity.